Messenger RNA from Hydatigera taeniaeformis, 561 nucleotides. Lineage: Eukaryota; Metazoa; Platyhelminthes; Cestoda; Cyclophyllidea; Taeniidae. The record is from the annotation of a GenBank genome assembly.
AUGUGCAUCCUUGAUGAACAACUUCUUGUCAAGCUUUUGGUGCUUGUCGCUGUUCCACUUCUUUUUGCCUCUUCUUCUUCCUCCUCCUCCACAUUCAUUCCUCCUUUGGAUGGGGCUCUACAAGUCUUCUUUGUUCAGUACGUCAUUUUGGCCAAAAUCGCACUAACUCCAUCGACGAAAAGGAAAGAGAAGGCGUCAAAGAAGCACGCGGGUUUCCUCCCCUUGCAAAUCGGUGAGAUUAGUGGAAGUAAGAUUUGGGUGAGAUGCGCAUCGCUUUCCACCUGCCGCCGUCUUCAUGGAACAGAGUUCCGACAGCCCUUUUACUCCUCAGGAGCAAGAAGGAAAUUGGACGCCAUUACUGGAGGAACUGGCAGGGUAAUUGAUGAAAAUGGUGAACCAUUCAAGGAACACAUUUUGCUCAAAGGUGUUGCUGUGCUAGUCCUCAUUUCACCCUCCACUUCUGACGCUCCUGACAAUUGUGCUCCUUUGGCCGUGACGAUCGCAGGUUCACAGGUUGCAAGAGCGUGGCAACUAGAUGAGAGCUUCGUCGCCCCUCUCUAG